This is a messenger RNA of Stylonychia lemnae, 648 nucleotides long. NCBI's taxonomy places the organism in Eukaryota, Ciliophora, Spirotrichea, Sporadotrichida, Oxytrichidae. The record is from the annotation of a GenBank genome assembly.
AUGGUUUUGCCAGGAAUGCUUCAUAUUUCAUUAGUCUAGGCAAUGGUAAAGAAUGGAAUCUUAGUAGGAGCAUAGAAUGUAAGUUAGUUCGAAUCGGGAGCUUAUACUGGAGAGAUUGCUGCUGAGUAGAUUAAAGAUUAUGGUAUUGAGUGGGUUAUGAUAGGCCAUUCAGAGAGAAGAUAUAAAUUUGGAGAUACAUUGGAGAUAAUUUCCAAAAAAGUGAAACUAGCUAUCGAAAAUCAACUAGGUGUUGUUCUGUGUGUUGGAGAGAAUCUUGAAUAAAGAGAGAAGGAGUUGACAAAUUAGGUACUAGAUGAACAGCUUAGAUCUUGCUUAGCAUCUUUUGAUGGUCAAUGGGAGAAUGUAGUUAUAGCAUAUGAACCAAUUUGGGCUAUAGGCACUGGCAAAAUAGCCUCAGCUGAUUAAACAUAAGAAGCCCAUGAAUAUAUUAGGCAAUGGGUGAGGGAUAAUGUAGGAGCACAUAUUGCAAAAGACAUUAGAAUUAUCUAUGGGGGCUCAGUUACAGAGACAAACUGCGAAAAUCUUAUUAGACUAUCUCAUGUUGAUGGGUUUCUCGUGGGUAGUUCCUCAAUUAAGCCAGGUUUCAGAGAUAUUUUUGACACAGUAUAUUCCUAUGCCCUAAAAUGA